AUGGAUAUGAAUCUGACAGUCAUCGACAGUGGUUUGUUGGAAACCGACCAAUCCACUCGCAUUCUCACUGGAUGCUUCCUCUCACUGCUUAUCCUGUCCACGUUACUGGGAAACACAUUGGUCUGUGCAGCAGUCACAAAGUUCCGUCACCUCCGCUCCAAAGUUACCAACAUUUUUGUCAUCUCGCUGGCUGUAUCAGACCUUCUAGUAGCAGUCUUAGUCAUGCCUUGGAAAGCUGUGACUGAGAUCGCUGGCUUUUGGCCCUUUGGAUCUUUCUGCGACAUAUGGGUGGCAUUUGAUAUCAUGUGUUCCACAGCAUCCAUUCUGAACCUUUGUGUUAUCAGUGUGGACCGGUACUGGGCAAUUUCCAGCCCCUUUCGCUAUGAGAGGAAAAUGACUCCCAAGGUAGCGUUUGUGAUGAUCAGCGUAGCCUGGACACUGUCCGUGCUCAUUUCCUUCAUCCCAGUGCAGCUGAACUGGCACAAAGCACAACCUGUCAGCUCAGUUAUGGCCAACACCUCUAGCAGGUCUCCACUGCUGGAAAACUGUGACUCCAGCCUGAACAGAACCUAUGCCAUCUCAUCCUCCCUCAUCAGCUUCUACAUCCCAGUAGCCAUCAUGAUUGUCACCUACACUCAGAUAUACAGAAUAGCCCAGAAACAGAUCAGAAGGAUUUCAGCCCUCGAGAGAGCGGCAGAGAGUGCCAAGAUCCGCCACAACAGCAUGAGCAGCAACUCCAACGUAGACUCGGAGAGCUCUUUCAAGUUAUCCUUCAAGAGGGAAACCAAGGUGUUAAAAACUCUGUCAGUUAUAAUGGGAGUGUUUGUGUGUUGCUGGUUACCCUUUUUCAUCCUGAACUGCCUGGUGCCUUUCUGCACACACAGCUUGGCCACUGGCAGCACAGACUUGCCUUGCAUCAACCCAACCACUUUUGACAUCUUUGUGUGGUUCGGCUGGGCAAACUCCUCGCUCAACCCCAUCAUAUAUGCCUUCAACGCAGAUUUCCGUAGAGCUUUUGCCAUCCUUCUGGGGUGUCACAGACUGUGUCCAAGCAAUGGAAUUGUGGAGACACCAAGCCUGAAUAAGAACUGA
This is a messenger RNA of Chanos chanos (milkfish), 1092 nucleotides long. RefSeq names its product dopamine receptor D1a (gene drd1a). Gene Ontology annotation, biological process: positive regulation of MAPK cascade; adenylate cyclase-activating adrenergic receptor signaling pathway; G protein-coupled dopamine receptor signaling pathway. The record is from RefSeq and is a predicted model, not a curated record. NCBI's taxonomy places the organism in Eukaryota, Metazoa, Chordata, Actinopteri, Gonorynchiformes, Chanidae. Gene Ontology annotation, cellular component: plasma membrane. The transcript has a single exon. Gene Ontology annotation, molecular function: dopamine neurotransmitter receptor activity, coupled via Gs; G protein-coupled receptor activity. Bases 1 to 1092 code for a protein of 363 amino acids.